Lucilia sericata (common green bottle fly) is the source of this 1773-nucleotide messenger RNA. RefSeq lists its product as uncharacterized. Bases 1 to 1773 code for a protein of 590 amino acids. The transcript has 3 exons. NCBI's taxonomy places the organism in Eukaryota, Metazoa, Arthropoda, Insecta, Diptera, Calliphoridae. The record is from RefSeq and is a predicted model, not a curated record. Gene Ontology annotation, molecular function: nucleic acid binding.
AUGUUUCAUCAGAUCUUUAUUCAGAAAGAAGAUCGUAAUGCACAGCGUUUUUUGUGGCGAGGCUGCAAUGAGAAUAAAGAACCAGAUGUGUAUAUGAUGAACGUGUUGAUUUUUGGAGCAUCAUGCGCACCGUGUAUAUCACAAUACGUAAAAAAUCUACAUGCUUCCAAAUUUGAAAAUGAAUAUCCUGAAGCCGCUGUUGCCAUAAAAGACAAUCACUAUGUAGAUGAUUUUCUAGUUUUGACAGAUAGUGCAGAAGAAGACAGUAAAUUAGCUAAGGAGGUAAGAUUCAUUCAUAAUCAAGCUGGUUUUAACAUUAGAAAUUGGUGUUCAAAUAGCGAUAAUGUACUACAGGAGUUAAAAUCUAGUAAUUCGAAUAAUAAUAUUUGUUUAAAUAUAAGUGAUGGCAUAGAAACAGAAAAGGUCCUCGGAGUAUUUUGGAUUCCCGGUGACGAUGUUAUCACGUUUAAACUCUCGUUAUCAAUUUUAAAUAGUGAAAUUUUUCUUGGACAAAAAGAGCCAACAAAACGUGAAGUUUUAAAAAUUUUAAUGAAAAUGGAACUAAAGGAACACAAUCUAUUUAUAGAAAACGUAGAUACAAUCAUUAACAUUGAGCGCUUUUCACGCUGGUGUAGAGUUUUAAGAAGCACAGCAUUUGUAAUUGGUUUUUGUAAUCGCCUAAAAAUCAAAAAAGCAGCUGAAAGUGCAGAGUUAACUCAAGAUGAAUUAUUGAAAGCCGAAUUAGUUUUGUUGAAACAAGCUCAGCAACAAAAUGAUGGUGUACUUCGUGUAGCUGGACGUAUUGAAAAUGCAGACGUUCCUGAUGAAUUAAAACAUCCAGCAAUUUUACCAAAACAUUGUCGUAUUACAAAACUUCUAAUAUUGCACUACCAUAAUAUACAUCAUCAUAUUAAUCACGAGACUGUCGUGAAUGAACUACGACAGAGAUAUUAUAUUCCAAAGCUUAGAGUUGUGUGUAGAUGUGUUGUACGAGAAUGUCAGAUGUGCAAAGUUAUAAAUGUUUUGCCUGUGUUCCCUCAAAUGGCCAAAUUGCCCAGAGCUCGCCUUGCUGCUUUUCGGUCGCCUUUCACCUUUACGGGGUUGGAUUUUUUUGGCCCCUUGUAUGUUACAGUUAAUCGCCACAAGGAAAAAAGAUAUGGCGCCUUAUUCACAUGCCUGACAGUUAGAGCUGUCCAUAUUGAAAUUGUCCAUAGUCUUAACACAAGCUCAUGUAUUAUGGCAAUUCGUAAUUUCGUAGCACGUCGCGGACAACCAAGAGAAUUUUUCAGCGAUAAUGGAACGAAUUUCGUAGGGGCUGAACGCGAAUUAAUGGAAGCAAUAAAAGAGGUGAACAAAAAUGAAUUGGUUCGAAACUCGAGACCAUUAACUUACGUCCCAAUCGAAAGCGAAAAUGGAGAAGCAAUAACACCUAAUCAUUUUCUACUAGGUAGUUCAAAUGGAAUUAAGCCCCUUGCUACAUAUGAUGAUGACGGUAUUAUCUUGAGAGAAUUUUGGUUACGUUGUCAGCAAUAUGCAGAUAAAUUUUGGAAGCGUUGGGUAGCUGAAUAUUUGCCAACGUUAACGUGCAGAACGAAAUGGUUUGAAAAGGCUAAACCAUUAGCUGUUGGAGAAUUGGUGGUAGUGGUUGACCCUGCAAAUCCGAGAAAUGUGUGGCCUAAAGGGCGAGUCAUAGAAGUUUACAAGUCCGAAGAUGGCCAAGUACGUAAAGCGAAGGUUAUGACGACUGGUGGUAUUUUAGAUACCUGCAGCUAA